AAAGUGCAUCUUCCUCAGGACAUACAGUCUUGGCACUGACCUUUAGUACUGCAUUUGUAACUAAAGCUGUGCAUUAAUGGAAAAUGGGAUUUCAAGUUGAGGAAAAAGUUGAUACCUUGGUACCUUCAGUCCUCAGCAGUGUGUCAGCAGGCAAAACCACGUAGCCUGCUUACCACCCCUCCUCCAGCUGAAGCAGCAUUAGCCUUAUCUUGUAGGUAGGUUUCUGUACUGUUUCUUCUUCCUGCUCACACUUCCUCUGCUGCAAUAGAGAAGUAGUUUCCAUCUUGAGAGAAAAAUGAUAGAGAAGAGCAGGGUGUGCUUCUAAGUGAUUUUGGGUGAAAUGUCUGCUUCCCUAACCAAGCUGAGAUGUGAGGGUGAAGCAUGCCCUGUUCUCAUUAGUGUCACUGAGGGUGGGAGCUGACAGUUUAGGGAUCUGCUUUGAGGUGUUACUGUGGGGUUCAUUGGUGUGUGAGUCUGACUUCUUGUGUGGUUUAAAAGAAGUCAGAAGGCAGCAACAAUACUCCCAAUUCCUUAUGGCACUCAGUGUAACUAAGGAAGCUGCUUCCUCUUUCCACUUGUAGGUUGGGAAGUGAUGUGAGUUAAGCCCCUGUGAUUUACACCACUAGUUUGUUUCCAGGUGGCAGUGUAAUACAGGCUGGGUUGGGGAUUUUAAGGAAGGACAUAAGAUUGUUCUUUAAGCUAUUAUCUUUCAGAAGUCUUUGGUGCUGAGAAUGAAUUCGGUUGCUGCUGCACAUAGGUGUGGCAAUGUCAUGUUGCUCUGUCUGGUUUUGGGGCUGUUUAUGUAGUGUUUCAUGGCAGCUUUUUCUUUGGUCUACCAGGUCUUGCUCUACAGGUGCCUGCCAUGUCCUGCAGCUUCCCCUGUGCAGCCAGAGGACGGGGAUGUGCCCCCAGAGCCAUCAGAGAGCAGGAGCCAACUGCAGCACUGGCAAGAGGCUUGUCCCUACCCUGCUCCCCCAGCCAGCACGGGUGACACAUAACUGUGUCACUGCCCAGGGCAGAUCUGGGCCCUGCAGCCCAGCUGGGUGUGCAGGGGUGCAACCCACAGCCACACAAACCCCACCUUGGGCACAGGGACCCUGCCAGGGCGGAGGGUGAGCUGCCGGCCACACCUCGUGUGGAGCUGCACGCUGGCAUCUGCCCCGGGAGGCUGGGCUGUAAUUACAGUGUGAAACUAGGUGGAAGUGUCUCGUCUUAAUUAAAAUGAGAUCUGGGUUCCAGAGCAGUGCCUGCUGACCCGUGUGAGUUAUCAGUGUGGAGAGGCGGCAGCCCGGGCCGUUGCUGUGGCUGGUGAGUCAGGCUCACUCUGGAGGAAACGCCAGCGGCUCCCGGCACUGCGGGUGCGCUCUGUCAGGAGGUGACGUGGCCCGAUGUUCUGCGCUCUGAAAGUGAAAUAAUGUGGGUUUGGGGUGUUUUUCAUAGCCACUUUUAUCUCUGCCUGGUCAAUGCAGCUGCGAGGAGCAGAGAAGGAGGACUCUGAGCUCGGUGCAGAGGUGCUGUCCUGGCAGCAGUGAGCUGGUGCGGCUGAGGGCAGAACUGAGCUGGGCUGGCCCUGCUGAUUGCAGGAUUGUAGGGGAUGAAACUUGUUCUCUAUGGAAACAAUGUAUUUAGAAUGGAAUCAGCUUCCUUGCCGCUGCUACUGUCCUUCAAAACAAGUUUUCUUCGAGUCCCUCCAAAGGCUCUGGAGCAAUAACUGCAAUAAUUGAUGGGAAAGAGUCUCUCAUGUUGUAGGAAUCUGUGAAAUAUUCACUCACAGGGGAGGCUUUGCUGCUUGUUUGGUUUGUGGCAUGUCUGUGCUCUUUGGUGUUCUGCUGGUUCAGUCUGAGUGUGCUGUGACAGCUCUCUUAGCAGUGCCUUACUUCCUCCUAAGCACAUUUCCAGUGAUUAGGCUUGCGUGGGAUUUGAGACUCAGCGACACUGCCAGUUAUGGAGUGACCUCAGUUGUUCUUCCCUGGGAAGAAAAAUCCUAACUGUAGCACUUCCCUCCUGGGGGCAUAUGGGCAAGGGUGUGUUAGAGAGGUGGAGGUGCUUGGACUUGCUUGGAAUCAGAUGCACCAGCGUUGUAGAAUAAUUUUGAAAUUGGACUUCUUGCAUGUAAAUAAAUAAGCAGACUAGAACUUAACUAACAAAGUUGAAAAAUGCUCAGACUUAUGAAAAGGAUUCAUAUUUCAUACAUUUGUGAGACUACAGUGUAACUUGUUUAGUCUUAAGGCUCAUGCUUCUACUAAAAGGUUUAAUUGGUUUGUAAGUGUAACUCAGUAAAGCAAACAAUCUUAGCUUUCUGGGAAAUUUCUGGCUUUCCCAGAAAUUAUUUUUCUCCUGCCACUAGGCUGACUAAUUCAUACAGUUUUAUGUCCUUAGAAGAUCUACCUUGACAUAACAUUUAAAUUAUUUGGUCAGCCUAGAAAAGAGAAAAUACACCUGAAGAGCUACUUGUUUUUUUUUUUUGGGAACUGGCAAGAUAGGAUGAUCAGUCAGUGGCUUGAGAUUCAUCCUACUGCUGGGACAGUUCUUAGACCUCUAUUCUUCAAAUUAAUGAUGAUUUUGUGAACUGUAACAGCCUGGCUUCUGUGGGAAAACAAGAAGAAUUUAACUGAAUUUUCAGAAAGCUGAUCUGUGUUGGAAAAGAGAGAAAGCUGCUCACAGAACACAUGUAAGUGCUGGAGCAAGUUGCAGCUCUGUGGGGUGGUGAGGGAUUUUCUAUGAUAUUGGAAUAUAUAUCCUCACUGCUGGAGGAAGGAGUGUGUGAGGAAAGUGUGGCUCCUGCCUCUGUGUGUUGGGCUGUCACGUGGGAUUUCUGAAGUCCCUUGCAGGGACCACAGUCACAUUACUGGUCUUGUCAUUAUUUUCCAUUUGGUGUUCCAGGAAUUAGCACAGCCUUGCCAAAUGCUCUGGGUCUAAUCUCAGUAAUGCAGAUGUUUUAAUAGGUUAGAAGAAAGAUUUUAACUGCUGGGCCUGCCCAUUAUCAGGCUGUGGUUAGAAGUGCUUGGGUGUCCAGCUGCAUUCCUUUCCUUUCAGCUGUCUCUGAAGUAGUUGUCAGCACAGGAUCAUCCAAAUGGCCCCCUCUUGGGACCCAGUUCAAUAAUCUGGAAAGGUUUUGUGAAUGUACCCCUGAGACCUUGGGACAGUCACAAUGUAGGAGUGUUUCCUGGUUUUGGAAAUGUGUCUGUCUUGUAGCUGCCACCACCUACCAGAAGGUCCUGGAAGAGAAGCCAUGAAGUGGGGAUCACCUUUGAUCACUACAAAAGUACCAAGCUCCCAGCUUCAGGUGGAUACUCUCUGUUCUCCUCCACUGCUGUGAAGAGUGGCUUUGACACAUCUUUCCCUCUGCUGUGAGCUGUAUUCCUGAAAUCUGGUGUGCCCUGGUAGGACUGAAGUGUGAUAAGGGUCUUUUGGGAAAGAAUAAAAAGAAAAGAAAAAGAGUGGGUUAGAGAGGCUACCUGGAAGGGAGGUGUUAAUAAAACUCAGGAUGAAGAUCCAGAUGGUGGAAUGGGUCUGAUCCAUUGGCCUGGAGGUACCUGGCCUGAUAAUUGGCCUGGAGAACAUGUGCUUUCUUUGUCUAGGUGUAAUUGAGGCUUACUCAUCCAGAGUCAUUUGUCUUGAGCCAAGAGGGAAACCACAUCUGUCAUGAAAAGAAGCAGUAUAGAUCCUUAGAACUCUAUCCUUCUCACUAGGAUUCACCUGGCAUUGCAGACUCCAUUUGGCAGCUUCCUCACAUGAAGCCAUUGGCUGUAGGAUCCUUCCUGAUGCUCAGCAACAACGUGUGAAAAAGUAAAGGACAGCAAAGAAUAAAGCUUGGAAACACAGCUGGUCCAUUCUGAAGUGGCUCUGCAUCAAUCAGCCCGACUGGAAGGUGCCCAGCUUCCAACAGCAUCUGUGGAGUCCAGGAUCAGUGCCCUGGCAUGCCAGGAGAGCCUGUAGCAGAGAGACUUUGCAUCCUCUGGGCUUUGGGGGCUCCUCUAUUGCACCCCCACACAUUCCUCCUGCCAGGCCAGUGUCCCCACUGUGCUCCCAGUGUGAAGCUGUGCCUAUGAUCUGAGAGUCACUCACAGGAGAGCUGCUCCUCUCCUUGUGCCUGUCAAUAUUUGACAGCACAAACAUUUUAAGCUGCAGAGGGAGAGUGCACUCAGCCCCCCCCAGAUGGUUUGUAUGUGAUGCUGCCCUUCUGUGACACAAAGAGCUCAGACCCCAGGGCCACGUGCAGAGCUGCAAAUUUGGUCCUUGACGUGGGGCUGGCACAGGGGGCACAGCCAUCCCCUCCUGGAGCACAAUGGACUCAGCUGAUUUGUGGAGCAGCUUCAUGGGGAAAAGCAGGUUGGCUUUGAUUUUCAGGCUCCUUUUUGUCUUGGUUAGCAGAGGAUUUACACAUUUUUCUGUGCAAAAAAAGCUCUAUGGUCUUUUUCUCCGCACUGCAGCAGAGAUGACAAGGUAUUAUGUUGCCCUGAUGGCCUCUGUCUUGACAUCCUCAGGAAUAUUUGGGAAGUGUAAAAGAGGUUGUGGCAAAUGGUCUGGAGUGACUUACAGUGGAAGUUUCAGUAAAAAAAGGCGAGGGAGCACCAAGCAAAAGUCUCUGCAGCACUAAAUGUGAGUUCUGUGUUUGCUGAGCCAUGUUUCUGUCACUCUGGGUCCCACAGGAUCCUGUGUGGUUGUGACAUUUUCCAGCAGCAAUAAUGAUCCCCUAUGCCAGUCCAGUGCCUUUGGCACUGCUCAGUGCAUUUAUUUCUGAAAGUGGGGGCUCCUGCCCAAAGGUGCUUUCACCCAGAAGCUCAGUGAGGUGGUCUCUGAUGGGUGAGAGGAGCCAGAGGGGUCAGAGAGCUCCUCAUGGCCCUGCCCACCUGGGGCAGAGGAGCAGCACAGGCAUCCCCAGGCACCCAGCAGCCUGGGCUGAGCUGAGCUCUGAGGGUGGGGGGUGGCUCUGGCACUCCCAGCAUGAGCUGAUGAGUGGGGACAUGGGCUUUUCAGAUUUGAACUGGGAGCCAGGUUGUCUCCAAGGCUUGUGAGACUUCACUAAGCUAUUCAACCAAGGUGUGAGCUGGGAAUUAGGAGCAGGUUCUCCUCUGCCUCUCCAGGAAAGACUCACAACUGGUUUCGAGUCCAGCUGGAAACAUUUUCCAGUCUCUGGUGAAGUCCAUCAGCCCAUCCACACAUCACUCAGUGGACAGGACAUGAUCUGCCCACCCCAUGGAGCCAGCACAGCUGCCAGCCAGCUGACCAGAGCAGAGCAAGGGUGACACUCACUGCUGGGUGACUUUGGCAGGAGAGAUGCUCAGCUCUUCUCCCAUGACCCGUGGUACCAAGCGUGGGCUUUGCCCUCUCAUUGCUCACCACCAGCUGUAAGAGCUGAGCAUUUAUCUCAGCCCCAUUACUGCCAAUCUCCCCCCUAUUAAUAAACCCAUAAUUCACAGGCAGAAAACAUCUUUUAUUGCAAUGGUGACAUUUAAAGCAAGGGAGGUAUUGGUUUUUGGUUUGGUUUUUUUGUUGUUGUUCUUGUUGUCGUUUUGGGGUGUUUUUUUUGGUUUUUUUGGUUUUUUUUUAAUUAGUUUCUUGUCAGUCAGCUUGUUUGCUCCAGCCUCUGCUCCACAUCUGUGAGUGCAGCCUUCUCCAUCCAACUGAGAGGGAAUUAUGUGUGCAAGAGGAGUCAGGGCUCCCUUCCCAGCUCACAUUGCUAGCACUGCUGUGCCUGCUGCACACCCAGCUGCCUGCCCGAGGAUGCUGCACCUGAAAGUCCAGUUCCUGGAUGAUUCCCAGAAGAUCUUUGUAGUUGAUCUUUAAAAAACCCAGCAAACAAACAAGAAAACCAAUCUCAAAUUCAAAAUGAGGCUUUCUAGAACUAAUUGCAAAAAUCCUGUGGGAAAGGGCUCUUCAACCUCACCUGCAGCCACCUCAACCUCGUGGAGAAGGAGUAUUUUGGGCUGGAGUUUCACAGCCAGGCUGGGAACCAGGUCUGGUUGGAGCCACUAAAACCCAUAACAAAGCAAGUGAAAAAUCCUAAGGAGGUUCUUUUCAAAUUUAUGGUGAAAUUUUUCCCAGUGGACCCCGGCCAACUGAGAGAAGAACUCACCAGGUACCUCUUCACCCUCCAGAUCAAGAAGGACCUGGCGCAGGGGCGGCUGCCCUGCAGCGACAAGAGCGCGGCGCUGCUCGUCUCCCACCUGCUGCAGUCCGAGCUGGGCGACUUCCACGAGGAGACAGACCAGCAGCACCUGGCCACGCACAGGUACCUGCCCAACCAGGAGUACCUGGACAACAAGAUCAUGCACUACCACCGGAGACACAGAGGGAAGACGCCGGCCGAGUCAGACGCUCAGCUGCUGGACGUGGCCAGGAAGCUGGAGAUGUACGGGAUCCGCCCGCACCCCGCCAGCGACGGCGAGGGGACACAGAUCAACCUGGCUGUGACACACACAGGGGUGCUGGUGCUGAGGGGCAAUACAAAGAUCAACACCUUCAACUGGUCCAAAAUUCGCAAACUGAGUUUCAAGAGGAAGCAUUUUCUCAUCAAGCUCCAUGCAAACAUCUCUGCGCUGUGCAAGGACACGCUGGAGUUCACCAUGCUCAGCCGGGACACCUGCAAGGCCUUCUGGAAGACGUGUGUGGAGUACCACGCCUUCUUCAGGCUCUCUGAGGAGCCCAAGUCAAAGCCCAAAGCCCUUCUGUGCAGCAAAGGUUCCAGCUUCCGCUACAGUGGCAGGACUCAGCGGCAGCUGCUGGAGCACAGCAGGAAGGCUAAGAUGAAGAGCCUGCCCUUCGAGAGGAAACACUACACAUCCCGCUACGAUGAGAGGCAGUGCCGCUCCUCCCCGGACCUCCUGACGGAUGUAUCAAAGCAGGUGGAGGAGCUGCGCCUGGCCUACGGCAGCCGGGGCUCCUACCAUGCCAACGGAGUGCACGGCUCCGAGCCCACCCUGGACAGCCGGCGCCGCAGCUCCACCAUGGAGGUGACGUUUGCUGCUGAGCUGGAGCGCUCCAAGCCCGAAGCAUUCCCCACCUUCCUGCCCCACUCCAAGAGCUCAUCUGCCUUCCCCGUGCUCUACGCUGAGCUGGAGAUGGAGCGGGCGUGGGAGCCCAUCGACCUGUUCGGAGCCAGGAAUCCCUUGACAUCCUUCCGGCCCCACCACCAGUUUGCUGGGAACAGUAAAAGCACCUCUGUGGGCAACAUGCGGGAGGUGAGUGCCCGGCAGCUGGUGUACACGGAUGUGCCCUGUCCCCUGCCCGUGGUGGCCCCGGCCCCCCCUGUGCUCUUCUAUCUGGACAGGGCGCUGCAGCCCCCAUGCCCUGCACUGGCCCCUGGCGAGGACACAGCAGGACUGGCUGGUGCCAGCGGUCCUGUGGCAGCAAAACCCCCUGGGCAGAGCCCGAGCGGGGCCCAGGCUGGGCAGCUCCAUGGCGAGGCUGCAGGCACGGCCACGGGCACGAGCAUGGCGGGGGAGAGCAGGUCACUGGCUCGCUCCUUCCAUUACGGCCUUCAGGAGCAGCCUCCCAAGCGGUCUUGGAGCCAGUCGGACAUGAAGACCAUCCGCUUCCCCUACGGCUCUGAGUUCAGGCCCCUGGGGCCGUGCCCUGCUCUCAGCAGUCGCAAAGGAGGUGUUUUUUGGCACGUCCCAGCCCAGCAAGGGCUGGCUCCAGGGCUGCGGCGCUGCCCCGAGCGCUACCUGGGCAGCAGCACCGAGUCCAGCGACUCGGACCCGGAGCUGCUGGCCGCCGAGCACUGCUCCCUGUACGGCCGCGUGCUGCGCUCGCCCAUGGCCCGCGUGCGGCUCUCCUCGGGCAGCCUCCAGCUGGAUGAGGAGGAUGAGGAGGUGUCCUUUGCCACCAGUGCUGCUGAAGAGAGGAUCUCCAGAGGGGCCUCCAAGUAUUUCACCUAGGUGCCUGACACGGGCCAGAGGGAGCAGAGGUGGCUGGUGCUGACCCAGGGUCAAAGAAUGGUGACACUCUUCGUUUGCAGGUCUGCUUACAGCUUAUGAAACAUUGAUGGGAUCGUGUUGUGUGAGUGCUCUUAGCUAUAGAGGAUGUGUUAAUGGACAUCAGGGGUGUGUUCAGAAGUUUUCAAGCCCUGCACCACACUUGGAAGCUGGUUUGUCUCUGCCCCACACUUUCAGAGGUGGGUCUUGCUUCAGCCAGAGAUCUCCUAAAGCCCUGCUAAGCUUCUAUGUCCUGCCCAAGCUGAUCUUGGAGCUCUGCUGCUGGAGUCUUCAUUGAGGGGGAGGGAGAGACUUCUCACAGAAUAAUUUCAGCUGCUGCUUUUCCCAGCUGCAGGGUGGCACACUGGAGGGAAGGGUGUUUCAGGCCCUUUUGGAAAGGAGCAAGAUCUUCAUGGGAGUCUGCUCUCAAGCUGAUGCUGUGUGGACAGGACAAAACCCCAGCAUAGAGCCCGUCUCCUCCCUCUCACCUCCCUCCAGUGCUGCAGGGAGUACCUGGCACUUGAAGACAAAGCUCUGUGUGUGGCUGUCUUCCCGUUGGCCAGUUCAGAGAUUAUCCUUCUCCAGAAAUAUCUCAGGAGUGCUUGUCAAGCUUUAGAAGCACCCCAUGGUGAGCACUGGGAAGUGGGUUCACACUCUCUAACUGUGCUUUGCUUAGUCACAUCAGCCAUCAACUCCCAGUACCUCCAUGCUCUGCUUAAAUCUGAGGGAGAGAGAUAUGUAAGGGGGUUCUUUGGGGUCCUUUGCUUCCCCAGAUCAGCCCUCAGUUAAACAGCAUGGGAAAAAAAGAUUUCAAGAGCAGGUAGGAAUGGAACAAGCAGCUUCUUGGAAGAACUUUUAUUUUAAAAACUGCUGCCCUAAACGUACAUGAACUCUACUCGUAAAUCUUGAGAAUGAUGACACCUCCAUAAGAUUUUAGUGGGGGGAUCUUGAAAAUUUUCUUUAAGAACAAUGCUUUAAGUCUUUGUAGGACAUGAUUUUAAGCAGGGAGACAGCCCAGAAAAGCCAUGGCAGAGAACCACUGCAGCCUGCUAGAAGGAUUUCAGAAAUGAAGAAAGAAGUGGGCUUAUGGGUCCUGCUCACUCUGCAUGUUGCUGUCCUUUGGUUUGGGAGGUGGACAAUAAAAAACAGUUGUUCACACUGGAGUUUUGAGUUCCUCCUUCUGCCCUGUGAAAUCUGCAUGCCCAGUCCUGCAGGCACCCCCCAGCACACCUUGCCCU
Molecule: messenger RNA, 9157 nt
Organism: Serinus canaria (Common canary)
Lineage: Eukaryota; Metazoa; Chordata; Aves; Passeriformes; Fringillidae
Gene: FRMD7
Product: FERM domain containing 7
Exons: 15
Coding region: 6030-7883 (617 amino acids)
Cellular component (GO): cytoskeleton
Molecular function (GO): guanyl-nucleotide exchange factor activity; cytoskeletal protein binding
Source: RefSeq, a predicted model, not a curated record